Otolemur garnettii (small-eared galago) is the source of this 2322-nucleotide messenger RNA. Its product is annotated as zinc finger protein 354B. The transcript is spliced from 5 exons. Gene Ontology annotation, molecular function: DNA-binding transcription factor activity, RNA polymerase II-specific; RNA polymerase II transcription regulatory region sequence-specific DNA binding. The record is from RefSeq and is a predicted model, not a curated record. Gene Ontology annotation, cellular component: nucleus. Bases 319 to 2181 code for a protein of 620 amino acids. Gene Ontology annotation, biological process: regulation of transcription by RNA polymerase II. Lineage: Eukaryota; Metazoa; Chordata; Mammalia; Primates; Galagidae.
UCCCCGGACUCGUCAUGUCGGGUCCUUGGUCCUCAGCAGUCCCAGGCCCACCCUCCCUGCUGCUUCCUGCUGGCCGCUCACCGCGGGUUCCCGCCGGGCACUUCGGGCCCUGGGCUGACGACCUGGCGCGGGCGAUGUACCAGUGCGGGCGCUGGACGUGCCUUCCGGGGAAGUGAGACGCUAGCGUUUCCCGUGGCGGGACCGGAACGGAGACCCAAGACUUUGGCUUCUGUGCGUGUUCCUCAAGUCAACCUCUUUUCCGCCUUAGGAAAACUAGCAUUUUCCUUUUUUGAGAUCCGCCUUCUGGAGACUGCACCCAUGCUCAGGGGAAGAACCCAGGAGGAGGACAUGGCUACUGAACAAAGGGAAGCAAGGUCUCAGGUGUCACUGAUGUUUGAGGAUGUGGCUGUGCUCUUCAGUCGGGAUGAAUGGAGAAAGCUAGAGCCUUCUCAGAGAAACUUGUACCGGGAUGUGAUGCUGGAGAACUAUAGUAACCUGAUCUCUCUGGGACUCCUCUUUACCAAACCAAAAGUGAUCUCCCUGUUGCAGCAAGGAGAAGAUCCCUGGAAGGUAGAGAAAGAAAGUCCUCCUGGCUCCUCUCUAGGAUUUAAGAGUAGUCCCAAACCCACAAAAUCAACUCAAACUCAAGAGCCAUUUCAAGGGAUGAGGAAAAAUCUCAAAAGGGAUGAACCCAGGGACUUCAUGUUAGAAAAACCCUGCAUAUAUGAAGACAAAUUAAAUAAACAAGACAAAAAUGAAAGUUUACAAAUAAUUUCAAUCACCCAUACAAAAAUCUUCACUGUAGAUGGAAACCAUAAAAAUAAUGAAUUUGGCCAAAACUGCAACCUGAAAUCAGUCUUCAUUAAGCAACAGAGAUUUUCUAGGGAAAAAACAUUGUCAAAAUAUGAAAUACAAAGAAAAAGCUUCAAGCAGAAUUCAAAUAUACAUAACCAACCAAAGAUCAAGACAGCAGAGAAACGCUAUAAAUGUAAUACAUGUGAAAAAGCCUUCAUUCACAAUUCAUCCCUUCGUAAACAUCUGAAAAACCACACUGGAGAGAAAUUAUUUAAAUGUAAAGAAUGUUUAAAAGCCUUCACCCAAAGUUCUGCUCUUAUUCAACAUCAAAGAACUCAUACGGGAGAGAAACCCUACCUAUGUAAGGAAUGUGGGAAAGCCUUCAGCCAUAGUGCAUCCCUUGGUAAGCACCUAAAAACCCAUACUGUGGAGAGAUCCUAUAGUUGUAAAGAAUGUGGUAAAUCUUUCAACCGAAGGUCAGGCCUGUUUUUGCAUCAGAAAAUCCAUGCCCAAGACUAUCCACAUAAAUAUAAUCCGGGUAGGAAGGCAUCCAGUUGUAAUACCUCUCUUUCUGGAUGUCAAAGAAUUCGUUCCAGAAAGAAGUCCUACUUAUGUAACGAAUGUGGCAAUACCUUUAAGUCUAGCUCAUCCCUUCGUUAUCAUCAGCGAAUUCACACUGGAGAGAAACCUUUCAAAUGCAGUGAGUGUGGAAGAGCCUUCAGUCAGAGUGCAUCUCUGAUUCAACAUGAAAGAAUUCACACUGGAGAAAAACCCUAUAGAUGUAAUGAAUGUGGAAAAGGCUUCACUUCUAUUUCACGACUUAAUAGACACCGAAUAAUUCAUACUGGGGAGAAAUUGUAUAAUUGUAAUGAAUGUGGGAAAGCCUUAAGUUCUCACUCAACACUUAUUAUUCAUGAGAGAAUUCAUACUGGAGAGAAACCAUGUAAGUGUAAAGUGUGUGGGAAAGCCUUCAGACAGAGUUCAGCUCUCAUUCAACAUCAGAGAAUGCAUACUGGAGAAAGACCCUAUAAAUGUAAUGAGUGUGGGAAAACAUUCAGGUGUAACUCAUCCCUUAGUAAUCAUCAGAGAAUUCAUACUGGAGAGAAACCAUAUCGAUGUCUGGAAUGUGGAAUAUCUUUUGGACAAAGUGCAGCUCUUAUACAGCAUCAGAGGAUUCAUACAGGUGAAAAACCUUUUAAAUGUAACACAUGUGGGAAAACUUUUAGACAGAGCUCAUCACUUAUUGCACAUCAAAGAAUUCAUACUGGAGAGAAACCCUAUGAAUGUAAUGCAUGUGGGAAACUCUUUAGCCAGAGGUCAUCCCUUACUAAUCAUUAUAAAAUUCAUAUUGAAGAGGACUCCUUGAAAGCAGAUUUGCAUGUGUGAAAGCCUUAAACCAAAGCUUAUCAGAGGAUACAUAGUUGAGAUUGAAACACAUAUAAUGAAUAUGAGGAAACUAUUUUAGUUUAAAGUCCUUAUCAGAUACUAAGUUUUAAGGUUAAACCUUGACUAUGUAAUAAAUAUGGG